Molecule: messenger RNA, 2272 nt
Organism: Esox lucius (northern pike)
Lineage: Eukaryota; Metazoa; Chordata; Actinopteri; Esociformes; Esocidae
Gene: calml4b
Product: calmodulin-like 4b
Exons: 5
Coding region: 136-633 (165 amino acids)
Cellular component (GO): myosin II complex
Molecular function (GO): calcium ion binding
Source: RefSeq, a predicted model, not a curated record
UGGUGAACCGAGGUACAGUGGUAGUUGGUGCGGUGUCUAGUUCACGGUACGUGCUGGUGGUGACAUGGUAACACUGUAUCAGUUUCGCGAAGCUGUAUCUGAUACGGUAAGUAUUCCCGAGAAGCAGCAACCACGAUGGCAAAAUUCCUGACGCAAGAUCAAAUAAAUGAAUUCAAAGAAUGCUUCUCACUCUAUGACAAGAAGCACAAGGGAAAAAUUGAGGCCAAGGACCUGAUCACAGCAAUGCGCUGCCUUGGCGUCAGCCCCACUUUCAUCGAAGUGGACAGACAUCUGCAGACCUACAAGAUAGAUAAGAACGGGGAGCUGGACUUCUCCACGUUCCUGACUAUCAUGCACCGCCAAAUUCAGCAAGAGGACCCCAGGGCAGAGAUCUUGGAGGCCAUGAGGAUGACGGACAAGCAGAAGAAGGGCUACAUUCUUGCCUCAGAGCUCCGGGCCAAGCUCACCGGGUUAGGAGAGAAGCUCACUGAUAAAGAAGACAUUCCUGCCCCGGGGCCUUCGCCUGCCUUUCCUAGAUUUCCGGAACUGGGUCUGGCAUUUUUACAUCACAGAGCAGGAGGUCAACCAAUGCUGCAAGAUGGAUGUCAGCCUGGAUGGGCUCUCUCCGGCUAGACUCACCACAGACCACCAUACCCCUUUUUUCACAGAUUCAACAUGCCAAUAGAUCCCAGGUGUCCAUUAGACGUCACAAGUAAUUCCAUGAAGCCGUAGGAGGUUUUCCCUCCUACUAUGUGUUGAAAAACAUUUUGGUCGCUAAUCCUGACCAUCUCAAAACAUCACUGUUGCUUCCCUUGCAGUCUGCCUACAGAACCAACAGGUAUGUGAACGACUCUCAACAUGGGCCUCCUUCAAUACCUCAACAAUUCAAAAAGGACACUGUGGACUUUAGCUCUACAUUCAAAUUAGCAUUUAAAAACUCCCGACAGACAAGCUUAUCCAGCUGAAUGUGUCCAGUUCCAACGCAGCAUGUAAAAAUGGGUAUGCACAUUUUGGGAUCUUUAUCCCUGAACACUGUUUCGCUGAAAGGAUGCAAGUUUUCACCACUUUACUAAGUCGACACUAACGACUGUUAUUCCAACUACUCAAGUUUGCAGAUGACACCACUUGGUCAGUCUUAUCACUGAUGGCGAUGAGUCCAUGUAUUGUGGGGAGCUGGAAUUCCUUGUUUUCCAGAAGGCCAAGAAACUUUAUUGUUUAUUUAUAAAGCUGUCCAACAGAAACUUCCAAAUGAUCUUACCUCCAAAAUGAUAUUGAAAAACAUCCCUUAUCAAACACGAUCGCAAGAUAGGAUAGUUUUCGAGAUUCCCCUGGGCCAAGUCUAAGAUAGGUUCAAAUUAAUUUUCCACCUGUGCCCCUAAAACUUGGAAUGAUCUGCAAGAUUACCUUUACCUUUAUGCAUAUUCUACAACUAUAAAUCUGUGAAUGUGUACAUUGACUUUACAAGUACGCAUUAGAUGCGCUCACCUCUCAUAACUGAUUAUCAUGUCACUAUGGAUUGUGUAUUUUGUCUCUUUGUUAUCUACUACUAGCAGUACCAUUAAACCAGUAAAAGUUUGUGUAUUGGCAAAUGAGCACCUUUUAGGUAAUUUAGCAACUUCUGCUUUGUUCAUUUUCCCUCACCACUCUUGCCAUACCCUCUGCCUCUCAGCCACUCCCUGCUGCUACAGUAGAACUGGCCAAUAUAAUUUUCAAACCAUAGCCAAUACAGGCCGAAAUGUCACUGUUGUUAAAGACAAGCACAACAGGCUGCAUAGAAUACAGAACACAGGUAAUAAGUUCAAUUCUUGUUUUCUAAAAUAUGUAAUCCAUUGUAUUUCAGGAAUCAACCAAAAUAACACAGUACUGAAAUUAAAUAAAUGUACUUUACAUCAUGUUGUUGUGUUUAACCGUAGAAUGUUUGCGCUAUGCAUGUGAAAUACUUAGUUAUGAUACGUGAAACCCAGUGUAUAUUACUUCAGGCAACUAUUAUAAGCAGAACACUAAGAGAAACAAUCACGUUCAUGUUCUAGUAACUGACUUUUUCUGCUGUAGGAGUGAUCACGUGACUACGUCCCUUUGGCUAAGAUCUAGUUCAUUUAUGGUCUUACCAAAUGUGUAAUAGAACUGUAGCUUUUUCUUGUGUGUACAGUGUUCAAUUACAUAUUGUAACAUUGUUAAUAAUUAUCAUUGUUACAGGAACCACACAAUUCUUCAAACUCAUUCACAUUCAAACGCUCACGGUCAAACACACACCCACAUCCUCAUCCCACGU